Molecule: messenger RNA, 4030 nt
Organism: Alligator mississippiensis (American alligator)
Lineage: Eukaryota; Metazoa; Chordata; Crocodylia; Alligatoridae
Gene: OTULINL
Product: OTU deubiquitinase with linear linkage specificity like
Exons: 8
Coding region: 91-1206 (371 amino acids)
Biological process (GO): protein linear deubiquitination
Cellular component (GO): cytoplasm
Molecular function (GO): cysteine-type deubiquitinase activity
Source: RefSeq, a predicted model, not a curated record
ACGAGCUGAGUCUGUGAAGAUUAAGUCACUACAACUGACAAAACAGCUUGCUGGAAAGAAACCUGUUUGGGAGGAUCCCCAAGAAAGGCGAUGCAGAGAGGUCUGGACAAAGUGGCAAGCAAGAGCAGACAGCAGUUUGCUGAGUUUGAAAGAAAUGGCAAGGCUAACCCAUCAUCAAAGAAAAGUGUGGGAAGGAUUGAAGAGCAGUCUUGGACAGCAGCUGUCGCCCGAUCGUUACAUCUUGUGUGGCCAGCAGUAAAGGGACUACUAAUGUUAGGCAUGUCUUUUCUCAUUGCUGCUCUCUGGUAUUGCAGAAGACUCUACACAUACUUAGCACAGCUGUUGAAAUGGUGGAGUAGAUAUCUGCAGAAAAAAUUCAUAAAGAACCUCAGUGUAUUGGCAAAAGUUGAUCUACUUGGUUAUUGUGCAAGAGAAUGGAAAGGAGAAACAAAGCAAGCCAUACAGAUGAGGAAGGUUUAUGAAGAGCUAUUUUGGAGACAUCAUAUUAAAUAUAUACGACAAGUCAGAGGAGAUCACUACUGUGCAUUAAGAGCUGUUCUCUUUCGGGUAUUCAGCCAGGGCAUUUCUAUUCCCUCAUGGAUGAAGGAGAGAGACAUUUUGAAGCUCCCUGAAAAGCUUCUAUAUUCACAAGGUUGCAACUGGAUUCAGCAAUAUAGCUUUGGACCAGAAAGAUAUACAGGAUCCAAUGUAUUUGGAAAGUUGCGCAAAUGUAUUGAAACAUUAAAGGCAAAUUGGACUGAAAUAAGUGGAGUGAAGGACAAGGAUGAAAGAGGAAACAUGUGUAAUAUCCUUUUCUCUGAUGAGAGAAAGGAGUACAAGCUAUAUGAGGCUAUAAAAUUCAUCAUGCUUUACCAAGUCAUAGAAGCUUAUGAACAGAUGAAGAAUGGUCAGGGACAUGUACCCAGGCUUUUUAGCCUCCUAUUUGCCCGUGAUACCUCAUCUGACCCUUUGAGUUUCAUGAUAAAUCAUUUGAAUCCAUUGGGAGACACUGGUGGACUACAGCAGGUGGAAAUGAUUCUUCUGGGAUAUUUACUUGAAGUAAAGAUAAGAGUUUACAGACUGUGUAAGUUUAAUACAGAAGAGUUUCAAGUAAACUAUCCAGAGGAGUAUCACAGGGAAUGGCAUGAGAUCUAUCUUCUGACUGAAGACGACCAUCACUAUCACAUACCUAUUAUCAGUAUAUAAGACUGUUUUUUAACUGUAUACAGUUCAAGGUAAAUUUAUCCCGGUAAAUUUAUCUUCUUGAAAUUAAUCCCUUUGAUUGAAACAGUGAGAUUUUUUUUUAAAGUCUGUGAAAAAUAAGAUUGACUAUGUGUUAACAUAAACUUAUGUAAUAUCUUACUUUCCCAUACCAACCACAUUUCAGCAGUCUGGAUUUAAAAAGCACAAAACACAAAGCCACGCUGACUUCUGAAAGAGUUAAAUUAAAUUGUGUCACCUGUGGAGGGUCUGGUGGAGAAUAUUAUUACUAGAUAGCACAUAGUCACUACUUCAGUUAAAACUUUUAGAAGUAUUUGUGCAUAAAUCAACACAAUUCCAAAUGUUACCUACUUUGUGGUUGAGAAGAGUGCUUCCAGUAACAGAACUGAAGCAGAUGUGACCAACACAGCAGCCUAGGCGUUGCCUGUGUCGGGGGUGGGAGGAGUGCAAAAAACAGUCACCAUCUCGGUGGUGGCUGACCACACCAUGGCAAUCGACGCUGCAGCAGCCAGCAUUGCUCCGUGUGUCAGUUGCCCUGUAUGUGAAGCUGCUAUAAAUAGGGGCUUCAACUUGCCCAAAUCCAGAAAAGCAAAAUGGCAGAACAGGAAUUAACAUUUUACCCAGUAUUUAUCCCUUAUCACUCUAAAUUUUUAAGGGGUUGAUUUCAAUAUUGCUUACCAAGAGGAUAUCAAGAUUUCCAUUACAGUAGGUUUAAGAACUAUUCAGUUCAGCAUACUUGGAAACACUGCAUUUUCAUUAUAUUCAUCCUCUGAGCAUUACAUAUGUUUGGCAGAACUUGUACAUAUUCUAACCUUUUGUAUAUAUCCUUUAAUUGCUGAGUGGUGUUGUUAUGUUUAGUGUUGAGAUCAAUAUUACUUACAGUUUCUGCAGGUCUAAAAAGAGUGCAGUAUAGUAGGCAACUUCUCUUCAACUUCUGUGUGUUUAGACAGUUUCCACAAAUAUUUAAUAAAAAAAAUCAUCUAAGAAAGUAGAAAGAUAGUAGUUAUCUUUAAAAAGUGAGGAUUGCUUCCAGUGUAGAAUUCUUAACACAUUACCGUCUUUCUAAAAGAUGAACUAUAGUCUGACCUUUUGAAAAAUGAGGGUGCCUAACUUAAAUGAAAAUUGAAGUGAUAACACAGGUUUUUUUAAAGAACUAGGUUUUCUGGACAUGGACAUUGUAUUUAAGCUGUAAUUAUCUGAGUUACUAAUACCAGAACUGAACUAAACCUAGUAAUAGUAUACUUAAAGAGAAGAAUUGUAGUAAAUAAGAAGCAUCCAACUUUAAAAGAUAAUAAAACAGUCCCUAUAGACACAUUUCAUGCAUCUCUUAUUUUCAUAGGAAAUAAUUUACCACAAUAACGAAAUACUGAAUGACGCCCUUAGGCGCAAAACAGAUUAUAUAAAAAUGACAUUAAACCUUACAUAAUUGGAGUGCACAGCAAAUUUUCUAUUCUUUUAUGUAAAGAAAAACAACUUUUCCCUUUAAUUUUCUUUUAUGUAUUUGUAUGUAUACAAAACUUUCUCUUAUAUAUUUAUAAAACAAACAUGAAUUGCUCCAUUCUUCAUUUGUUUUCUUUCCUGAAAGUUCAGGUGCUUUAUUCAACAAUUUGUAAGCUGUAAUUAGAAGUGUUUGAUAUAUGACCUUCUCUUACGUCAUCAAAAAUCACAUCUAAUUACAUUUUAUUUAUUAAAAGAAACUUUUUUUUUAUUUCAGCAUGUUAUUCAUUUUUGUUUGGUUUUUAAUCUUCAUAGGGGAAUUUGGAGAUCACUACUACUGUUUUUUCGUGUUGUUUGUUCAGCACUGACAGUGUACUUAGUCAUUGUGCACGUGCCUUUUGCCAUUCUAAUAUUACACUCCACUUACGAUGCAGACAGUCAUGAAGAAAUAUCAUACUUUGACUUGGGAUCUUUAGGAAACAUAUUUGCCUCUGGUUUAUUGCUUUCAGACUGUAGCAGCACCCAGGGUAGCUAGUUUAAAGUUAGUCUGAGUGUGUCUUCAUGAGUUGCAGUCACUGCAGUAUAAAUGUAACCAAGCACUGGAAAAGAUGAACUGGUAAUAGUAUGAAGUGGAAAGUAAAUAGUGGCUAGAAGUCCUAGAGUACUCACCUACACCAAAAAAAAAAAUCUGUAGGUAAUGGAAACCACUCCAAAUAACUACAGAACCUCUUUCAUGUAGUAGUGUAGAUUUAUACAGAUUAACCCACAUUUGGAAUUAUGGAAUAUCCCUUUCUCACAUGAAGUGCACAAAGCUCUGAUCUCUGAAGCAAUAACUUUCAUAAUCACCUCAAAACACUUAAAAUGCAAGUAAUAUCAUAAGAUUACAGGGGUCUGUGAUAGAGAAGAUGUAUCCUUUUACCUAUCCAGUAGGUGGCAUACAAGAUUAAGAAAAUUUUGUUUUUCUGGAUGCUUCUAUUAUUUCCUAGAAUUCUUUUGUUCUUAUGUGACAUUGUGAGUUAAAAUGUAUAAUGCUAGCAGGAUUAUCCAAGGAGUCCUUAAUUUGGUUCUUUCUCAGUUUUCCCUUUACUCAUUGAACAAGAGUGGUGAGUAUCUACAGUCUGCUGUAAAUUUGGUGAUAUUUCUUUAAUUUUGAAAUUUAAAGUUUAUUUUACAUUAAUUAAAGGGUAACAUACCAUUCUGUCCGUAUGUAUAGGAUAUUAUUGUUUACCAGUUUGAUUCUAAUUAUUAAACAGUUUUAGGGUUCAUUGUAAAACUAACAUCCUAAUUCCAAAUAUUUAGAAUACUUUUUUGCUAGUCUAGUAUGUUGUUCUAAUGAGUCCAAAUAGUCUUCUAAUAAAUUUUUAAUCUUAAA